AACAUGGUUAAUAUGAGUGAGUAGCUUAACACCCUGCAAAUGUGCUUCGUCUAAACUCCUCACAAUUUUACACAUACGCACGCAGAUAUAGAUAGAGAAAACAGAAGAAGGGCAGGAGGAGGAGCGCUUUCUCUUCCUUUCCUUGCUUUCCAGACUCUGCAAAUCAUAACAAGUUUUCAGUCAUUUCCUUUUCACCACAAACCCUCUGUUUGCAGGUACAACUAUAUGUUCCGGUGAAGAUGAUAAAAAGAGAUUCAACAAGGUCUAGCAUUGUGCUGGUACACUAUUAUACAUGGUAGAUAAAGUGAGUAGCCUCAUCACACAUACUUUGAGGGUUGUGCUUCUUUGUGACCGUUUUGCUCAUAAGAAACCACUAAAGGGAAAUUCUUUAUGUCACUCUCGUGUGGAUAAUGGUGAGAUGGAUGGUAUUGUUAUACGCUUCGUAAUCUCACUACACAUAUACCUUGUGUAGGGUUUAAAUCUUGUAAUUGUGAAAAAUGGAGUUGUCUUUGCCUUCCUCAUUGCAAAGGAAUUGGCCCAUCAGUUCUCUCAAUUCCAGCUUCCUUCCUCAUUAUCCUCCUUGCUUAUUAGGUACAGUCAAGAAGAAUUGUAAAAUCAACCAGAUCUCACAAAAUAUCUCUUUUUCAAUAUCAUGCUCAUCUGUCAAAACUGUCCGUUGUCCUUCACUGGACAGACAUGUUGUGAAGCAGAACAAGAUACGUUUUGUCCAAAAGCUACAAACACUGCUCCUUUCUAAACCAAAAUGCUAUAUUCCAAAGCCACGGUCCAUCCUCUCAAUGAUCCAUCGUUACCCUACCAUUUUCGAACUCUUCUCAAUCCCAACACCUCCUUUGCCAGUCAACGCAACCAAGUCAUUAUCACAACUCUGUGUCCGUCUAACCCCAGCUGCAGCUGCCCUUGCUGCUCAGGAAUUAAGUCUUAAAUCAGCCAUCUCUGACUCUUUGGCCACCAAACUCCAGAAACUUCUUAUGCUCUCGUCUCAUCACCGGCUACUUCUGUCAAAAUUGGUUCAUCUAGCUCCAGAUCUUGGUCUUCCCCCUAAUUUCCGCUCUCGUUUAUGCAAUGACCAUCCAAAUAAAUUCAAGACUAUUGACACCUCCUAUGGCCGUGCGCUCGAGCUGGUCUCCUGGGACCAAGACUUGGCAAAGCCUUUAUCAUCUCCUAAAGUUCAAUCGCGUCAGCUAAUAGUAGACAGACCUUUGAAGUUCAACCAGUUGACACUUCGAAAAGGGCUAAAUUUGAAAAGGCGUCACCAAGAUUUUUUGCUCAAGUUUAAAGAAAUUCCAGAUGUGUGCCCAUACAAUACCCCUGUCUCGGACUUGCCUAAAGAGUCAAUUGAGGCAGAGAAGAGAGCUUGUUUGGUGGUGAGAGAAGUGCUAGGAAUGACAGUUGAAAAGAGAACUUUGAUAGACCACUUGACUCAUUUUAGGAAAGAGUUUGUGCUGCCAAACAAAUUGAGACGGAUGAUCGUGCGGCACCCAGAGUUAUUCUACGUGAGCUUGAAAGGCCAGAGAGAUUCUGUGUUCUUGGUGGAGGGUUUUGAUGAUAAGGGUGUGCUGUUGGAGAAGAAAGAGACUUUGGUGAUAAAGGAAAAGUUGAUGGAGUUGGUCAGCGAAAGCAAGAGACUAAGGAGAGAGAGGAGGAACACUCGCAUUAACAACACUGAGAUUGGUGACGCUAGUGAUGAGUUUGAGUAUGAUGACAAUGAUGAUGAUUAUGAUGACGGUUUUCAGAGUUUGUUUGAGUCUGAAGAUUUGUAUUUGGAUGAUGAUGGUGAUGAGAAGGUUGAGACAGUGGACUACAGGGAGAAUGCGCAGUUUUGGACUGUUGAUGCUCAUUCUGUUCUUGGUGGCGGGAAGCAAUCUAUGGAACCUUGGUAGCUGAGAAUGUCAAAAAUGUACAUAUCUUACCUGAAAAUAAUCAAAGUGGUGAGGGUAUUAUUUUU
Messenger RNA from Prunus mume (Japanese apricot), 1966 nucleotides. Lineage: Eukaryota; Viridiplantae; Streptophyta; Magnoliopsida; Rosales; Rosaceae. The record is from RefSeq and is a predicted model, not a curated record.